UGACUGUCAGCUUAUCGAUAUGUCGAUAACCAUAGAAACGACGCGAAAGAAUCAAGAAGAAGAGAGAAGCGAAACAGAACGCAUUAGCUGAGGAAAUAAAUUAUUUAUAUGAUGUCCGACGCGGAGCAGGAACAGAGUGGCGUUGGGGAUAUAGAGGAGGAAGAGCAGGACCUGGGCCAAGGCCAAGAGCAAGAGCAGGAGCAGGAACUGGAGCAGCACCACGGCGAAGAGGAGAUGGGCGAACCCGGAGGUGAGCAGGCGGGAGAAGAAGAAGUCUACACUAUUCAGGCGGGACCGCCCCGGACGCCGGUAGACGACGCGGCGGCGGAGCUGAACUCCAGUCUGGACAUCAGCAGCUCGGAUCAGUCGGCGGAGUAUCAAACCCUGGAUCUAACUUGUGCCAAGGCUGUGCGUGAGGAAGGGCUUCCCGCGGCUGAAGCGGAAGCGGAGGUGGAGCCGGAGGCAGUGGCGGAGGCGGAGGCCGACGCGGAAUUGGAAGGGCCCCCUCCCAAACGCGAAAGGAUGCACACCAGCCCCAUUUCCGAGGACUACAGCAACCCCAGCCGCAGUUCCACCUCCUCGAGCAGCGGGGACAGCUGCUCCCGCUACGACGAAGUCAGCGAGGGGGAAGUGGAGGUGGUGCCGGAGCAGAUGCAAAUGCAGGAAGAAAUUAUGCCAGAGAUGGAGCCAGCGGAGAUAGAGACUGUGGAGACGGACGAGCCAGCAGAUCCGGAGCUGGACGAGGACAUGGAGACGGAGGACGUGCCCUCGCCGAAUACGGUGGUGUGCAUGAGCGACAUCGACGAUUUGUCCCACGCUCCCACCAAAGCCAUCAUAACGGAGGUGGUUACCAUUCCCGCGCCACUGUGUCUAAAGCUGCCACUGGGUCCUCCGGCCCCGCCACCACCUCGAGGGGGCAUGAAUGAUAUCCCAGACACGCCGGCCUCGCCCACGGGAGCGGGCGCAGGUACAUCCAUGGCCAUUCCGUCGUAUCUAGGUGGCCGCUACGUCUACGAUAGGAUCACGGAGCUGCAGCAGUCGUCGAUGUUUGCUAUGCCACCUCGUCUGGCGCCGCGGGAUCCCCGCCAGCGCAUUAUGCCGCCUCCGAUGCCCAUUGGAACGGUGCUCAGCGCCAACAUUGAGACCAUCUCGGACGACAGCAACCAGGGUGAGGAGAGCAGCAGCGAGGAGGAGGAGGAGGAGGACGACGACUGCAUCGCCGUAGAGAACGACAGCACCUCGGGGGAGGCGACGGCCGCCACAGCCGAUCCGAUGCUCCAGAAGAUCGACAUUAGCGAGAAGUCCGAGAAAAUCUACUACAUACGACGCGACGAUGGCACCGUCCACGCCGGGCAGGUGCUGCAGGUUCGCAGCUCGGACAACUCUGCCUCGCCGGACGAGUACUAUGUGCACUACGUGGGACUCAACAAGAGGUUGGACGGCUGGGUGGGUCGCCACCGCAUUUCCGACAACGCCGAGGACCUGGGCGGGGUCACGAUGACGCCCCAGCAGGCUGCGAUAAACGACCAGCCUGGCACGAGCAGCCAGAUGCUGGCCCAACAGGCAGCAGCGGCGGCGGCGGCUACGGCGGCUGCGGCGCAGCGACCGAAGAGGGCGGGCAACAAGGACUACUAUCUGUCGAAGUGCGAGACCAAUCGCUAUGACUACAGCGACCGGAAGAUGACCCGCUACCAGAAGCGGCGCUACGACGAGAUCAACCACGUCCAGAAAAGCCACACCGAGCUGACGGCGUUGGAGGCGGCGCUGGAGAAGGAGCACGAAUCGAUCACCAAAGUUAGGAACAUUGACAAGCUCCAGUUCGGCAACUACGAGAUAGACCCCUGGUACUACAGCCCGUUCCCGGGGCAGUACGGCACCGCCAAGACGCUCUACGUCUGCGAGUACUGCCUGAAGUACAUGUCGCUGCGGAAGAGCUAUGCCUACCACCAGUACCAGUGCGAGAAGCGGCGGCCGCCGGGCAGGGAGAUCUACCGCAAGGGCAACAUCUCCAUCUUCGAGGUGAACGGAAAGGAGGAGCCGCUCUACUGCCAGCUGCUCUGCCUGAUGGCCAAGCUCUUCCUCGACCACAAGGUCCUCUACUUCGACAUGGACCCGUUCUUCUUCUACAUACUGUGCGAGACGGAUCGCGAGGGCAGCCACAUCGUGGGCUACUUCUCCAAGGAGAAGAAGUCGCUGGACAACAACAACGUGGCCUGCAUCCUGGUCCUGCCGCCCCACCAGCGCAAGGGCUUCGGCAAGCUGCUUAUCGCCUUCAGCUACGUGCUGUCCCGCAAGGAGGGCGUGAUCGGGAGUCCGGAGAUGCCGCUGUCGGACCUGGGCAGGCUCAGCUAUCGCAGCUACUGGGCGUACACGCUGCUCGAGCUGAUGAAGAACCGGUGCUCGCCGGAGCAGACCACCAUCAAGGAGCUGAGCGAGAUGAGCGGCAUCACCCACGACGACAUCAUCUACACGCUGCAGUCGAUGGCUAUGAUCAAGUACUGGAAGGGCCAGAACGUGAUCUGCGUCACCGCCAAGACCAUCCACGACCACCUCCAGUUGCCGCAGUUCAAGCAGCCGAAGCUCACCAUCGACCUGGACUAUCUCGCGUGGAAGCCGCACAACACGGCGUCCACUUCCCGGCUGUCCGGAGUCUCCGGCUGAGCUCUCCCCGCAAUCGUAUACAUUUUUUUUUAUAGAAUAACCAAUUUUAUUUUAUAGUUUGUAGCUAUAAACAUAAAUACAUUCGUACUCGUAAGAAAUUCAAAUAGGCUGUUGUAACGCAAUCAGGUUUAUGAUUUAUUCAAAAACACGACAUAAAUUCCCCCCAACUCAA
Drosophila ananassae is the source of this 2833-nucleotide messenger RNA. It is a transcript of the gene mof, whose product is annotated as males-absent on the first protein. The coding region runs from base 109 to 2661 and encodes 850 amino acids. NCBI's taxonomy places the organism in Eukaryota, Metazoa, Arthropoda, Insecta, Diptera, Drosophilidae. The transcript has a single exon. Gene Ontology annotation, molecular function: histone acetyltransferase activity. Gene Ontology annotation, biological process: regulation of DNA-templated transcription. The record is from RefSeq and is a predicted model, not a curated record.